CGCGCGACGUCGCGCACGAACGAGAUGGCGUCCGAGAUGCCGUUCGCGCGCGAGCCGCACGACGCCAUGAGAAAUGGUCUCCCGGGCGCGAAAGCGGAGGUCUCGCACCUGAGCCGUCACCCGGUCGAGAUCAUCCAAGAGCAGGGUCCGGCGAUGGCCGCGGCGGAAAAGAGACACAUGCUCGCGAACACGUACGGCGUCGCGAUGCCCGCGCGGAUGGACAUCGAGGCGCAGUACCUGGCGAAGCAUCGCCGACUCCCCGGGCUCCCGUCGUCCAGGUUCGGCUCGGAGAUCAUGUCCGGCGACGUCGACAGGUUCGGGUUCGAGAGCUACCUGGAUAACCCCGCGGACCGGGCGGAGAUGCCGAGGGCGGGGCAGGACCUCCACAGCGUCAUGGAGGCUAGGCUAGGCUUGAACGCGCUCCCGGGGUACGGCCCGGGGUCGAAGCGUUGACGCGCGACGAGGCGCGUAGUUUUGAUUUUGACGUCGUCGAGUUUUUU
Micromonas pusilla CCMP1545 is the source of this 500-nucleotide messenger RNA. RefSeq lists its product as uncharacterized. The transcript is spliced from 2 exons. Gene Ontology annotation, cellular component: nucleus; cytoplasm. Gene Ontology annotation, biological process: proteasome assembly. NCBI's taxonomy places the organism in Eukaryota, Viridiplantae, Chlorophyta, Mamiellophyceae, Mamiellales, Mamiellaceae. Bases 25 to 453 code for a protein of 142 amino acids. The record is from RefSeq and is a predicted model, not a curated record.